Messenger RNA from Spinacia oleracea (spinach), 809 nucleotides. Its product is annotated as mannose/glucose-specific lectin. The transcript has 4 exons. The record is from RefSeq and is a predicted model, not a curated record. The coding region runs from base 126 to 629 and encodes 167 amino acids. Lineage: Eukaryota; Viridiplantae; Streptophyta; Magnoliopsida; Caryophyllales; Amaranthaceae.
UAGCCUAUAUAUAGACACAUAUAUCCUCGUUAACCAUAACACAUCAUAAUACACUUGAAUACGUACUAAAACUAAAACUAAAACUUAAUCAUUUACAAACUGCAUCACCUUUCCAAUUCAAGGAAAUGGCUCAAGCUAGCGCCAAGGGACAAGUUGUUGUGAAGUAUGGUCCUUAUGGUUCACAAAUGCCCGAAAGCUUUAGCAUGGUAAUCGAGGAUUGUGAAACUAUCAAAGAAGUGAUAAUAAGGCAUGGAUGGAUUGUGGAUGCAAUUGGUUUCAAGAUGGUUAAGCCAAACAGGGAUACCACCACAAAAAUGUUCAAUGAAAACUUUGGUCAUUAUGAAUCCAAGAUUGUACUCAAAUCCGGUGAGUAUAUAACUCAAAUUAGUGGGACAUACGGAAACUUCCUUCAAUUGCAAGGUAAGGAUCGUGCUAUUGCCACACUGAAGAUUCACACCAACUUAUGUCCGGCUGGAUAUGGACCAUAUGGACUUGGAAAAGAAGUAACAAAUGUAUGUAACUUUUCAUCGCCAGUCCCACCUCCAGGCCGUAUUGUGGGAUUUUUCGGAAGGCACAACCAGUAUUUCGAGUCCAUUGGAAUUUUUGCCAAAACUGAUUGUGCAUGCUAAGUCUUCGGCUAUCGUAAUAGCCUCAAGCUAGCAUUUAACAAAAAUGCAACGGUUAUGUGUUUUAUGAUUUGUACGUGUCCAAUAAGCCACAUAUAUAUGAUAUAUGUAUACUAUCAGUGGCCCCUCAAUUAUGAUUUGUAAUCGUAAUUUUGAGUUGUAUUGUUGCCAGAUUUUCUUCUA